AUGCCUAACCCCAGUGAAUUAGAAAACGCAAAUCAGGCGGCAUCGGCAAGUGCCGCCGUCAAGCUUCCGGAUUUUUGGAAAAAUGAUCCGGUGAUGUGUUUCGCCCAGGCGGAAGCACAGUUCGCGCUUGUCAACGUCGUUCGCGACCACACGAGGUUUUACCACAUCAUCGCCAAGAUCGACCAUUCGGUAAUCUGUCACGUAACCGAUUUGGUUAGCAAUCCGCCAAACGAGAACAAAUACGACGCAGUAAAAAAUCGUCUGAUUGCAAGAUUUCAAGUGUCUGCGCAAGGCAGACUCGAGCGGCUGCUAUGUUCCUGUGACUUAGGUGAUAUGCGGCCGACUCACUUACUCGCAAAGAUGCAAGAGCUGGCCGCAGGAUUAAACGUAACAGACGACUUAUUGAAGAUGCUUUUUCUUCAAAGAAUGCCACCUAACGUUAAAGCAAUCCUUUCUAUCAGCGACGGUACAACCAGGAAACUAGCGGAGAUGGCGUAUAAAAUGUUAGACUCCCCAACCAGUCAUACUGCGGCCACGUCAAGUGAUCCGGAUGUCAACAACGUGAACGAGUACAACGAUAUGCGGAACCAAAUUGCGGUUCUCACGGCCGAGAUACGGCAUAUGCGAGCGUCACGGAGGGAUUCACAACGCACUCGUUCGGCGUCUAGAUCGUCAAGAGAAGAGGAAAUUGGUUGGUAUCAUCGCAAGUAUGGCGGACGCGCACUAAAAUGCCGAGAAUCCUGCAAGUAUAACCACUCAAAAAACUAUCAUCAAUUGUUCAUCCGGAGCGACGGGGGUGAACGAUUCAUUUACGAGACGCCGCAUAUUUCUUCACAACCGCACGAACAAUUUUAA
Topomyia yanbarensis is the source of this 855-nucleotide messenger RNA. RefSeq lists its product as uncharacterized. NCBI's taxonomy places the organism in Eukaryota, Metazoa, Arthropoda, Insecta, Diptera, Culicidae. The record is from RefSeq and is a predicted model, not a curated record. Bases 1 to 855 code for a protein of 284 amino acids. The transcript has a single exon.